AUGCAGGCGCCUUCUGCAGCCGGCAGUGUUUCUUCCAAUAACGUUUCAAGUCACCCUGGAAACAGUUCAAACCUUUGGAUUAAUAAGCUUAAAAUUGUUGGAAGUGGACAGAACUGGGCAGUUGCACCAUGCGAACCAUUUUAUUUAAUGAGCUCGGAAAACCUGACAACAGAUAAUCCUCUUACUGGUGCAAAAAAUCUUAUAGAACACUAUGGCUUGGAAAGCGCUUAUCAGAAAUUCUGUGGAAAAAAGCUCAGAGAUAAUUUAAGUGCUUUUCUUCCACAUUUGCCUGGGAAUGUUGAUGUACCCGCCUCCGAAGACGGUAGCAGCCUUAUGGGCCUUAUUGAGCGUCCUCCCAUUCGCGGUAAGGAGCUGCGACUAUUCGCCCCUUCGCAGCUGGACCAUGGAUUCCGACUACAUCCAGGCCCUUUGCCUCAAGAAUAUGCCGUCCUUUUUGCUGGGCCACCUGCGGUAGUGCCCCCAUCCCACCCUACCUCUGGUGGUAGCGGAGGCAAUAGUGCCGCUGCAUGUGCCACCACUGUCUCUUCCUCUAUCCCUGUUAGCUCCGGUGGACGAGAUUCGUUUGGUAUCGGCCGCCUUCCUUCGCACCCUGCGCAUGCGCCCACCACUGCGACUAUAGUGGGUCCUCAUGCUCAUGGUCACUUGCUGCAGAAUCAGCAUCAUCAUCACCACCACCAACCGCAUGUAGUCGGUCCAUCAGGGCCUGCAUCCUCUUCACCUUCACCAGCUAAUGUGGGGCAGCCGCAACGACGUAGAAGACAUGAUGUCCAUCGCGGGCUUGUUCAGAUGCCUUCGAUUCCCCCGGGCACAACAGCAGGUCCUGCUGCCGGGGCGGCCACAUCGUCGGGAAUCACCUCUGCUGGCGGCUCUACACUCUCAGCGACUGCGUCUUCUGUUGCCGUCGCUGGUUCUACAUCUGGGGCCGGCGGACUCGCUAGUGCAGGCCAACACGAUCUUCCGCCUGGGCUCUUGCCUGUCACUAAUUUGCCCGCCGGUGGUGGCAUCGGUGGAGUUUCUUCCCAUGGUGGAGUUAUGAUGAUGAUGAAUGGCGCUUCAACAGGUUCUCUUGGGCUCCAACAGGCACAGACUACUUCAUCCUCCCAAGCGCCGCCGCCACCUCCACCAGUUCUUACUUCUCUAGCCCAACCUGGCGGAGGCAGUGGCCCACCUUGUCUGGGUCCCGGGGCUAGCAGCAAAACUUCUAUCAAUAUCCCUAGGGUUCCUAGUUUUUCUGGGACAGGUUCCGGUCUUGGGGCUGGUAUCUCGGCUCCUUUGCCGCCACAGCUGCACAGCCUUGCACUAACUCCUAAUACUGCAGGAUUAACUGGAGGGAGCCUCGGGAUUACUAACCUUGCAGCAACCUCAGGUAAUAUGGGAUCAAGCGGGCUUAUAGCGCCUAUUUUAAGCAGCAGUCUGGCUGCAGAAGAUGAAAAACGCCGCAAAAAGCGCAAAGAUAAGAAGAAACGGAGAGAAAAGGAUUAA
Messenger RNA from Protopolystoma xenopodis, 1503 nucleotides. Lineage: Eukaryota; Metazoa; Platyhelminthes; Monogenea; Polystomatidea; Polystomatidae. The record is from the annotation of a GenBank genome assembly.